ACUUGUCGUUGUCGUUUGUCCACGUUGAAAUCUAACAAUGCUUCUGCAACACAAAUACUUCGCAAUCGGCUCAGCUUCCUUCUCAAUCUCCUCUUCUCGUUGUCUAUAUGUAGAGACUCCGAAAGAAAUUCCGAAAGCUUAGUCGAGCUGAAACUAUCGGUUACUGUUUGUGUGAGGUGGAGUGUCUCUGAAACGGUCGACAAUGGCGGAUGAGAUUGAUGGGUUGAAAUUUGAGCAGCAGCACGGGAAGUCGAGGGUUAGGGUUGCAAGGGUCUGGAGGAAGGAAGAUGGUCGUCAUUUCUUCGUCGAAUGGAAUGUUAACAUAAGCCUUCUCUCCGAUUGCCUGUCUGCGUAUGGCCGGGGUAACAAUUCCGAUAUUGUCGCCACAGAUACCAUGAAGAAUACUGUAUACGUGAAGGCAAAGGAAUGUGUAGAUGCUCUUUCAGUUGAAGACUUUGCAAUUGAACUUGGGCGUCACUUUACAUCAUUUUAUCAGCAGGUCACGGCUGCAAUAAUCAAGAUAGUGGAAAAGCCAUGGGAGCGAGUAUAUAUUGAUGGGCAACCACAUGAACAUGGGUUUAGACUUGGAUCUGAAAUACAUACAACAGAAGUAAUAGUGAAAAAAUCUGGUGCUCUACGACUGACUUCUGGAAUUGAAGGAUUGGCAGUGUUGAAAACAACAAAGUCAGGUUUUGAAGGAUUUGUUAGGGAUGAGUACACAGCUCUUCCAGAAACAAGGGAAAGAAUGUUAGCAACAGAAGUCAGUGCUUUGUGGAGGUACCAUUUUGAAUCUCUCUCUAGCAUUCCUGCAAAGCCUCUGUACUUCACUGAGAAGUUCCUGGAUGUGAAGAAAGUAUUGAUUAGCACAUUCUUUGGUCAUGUAAAAGGAGUAUACAGUCCAUCUGUUCAAAGCACCCUUUAUGACAUGGCUAGGGCUGUUCUGAACAGGUUCCCAGAUAUAUCAUCAAUCAAUCUGAGAAUGCCAAAUCUCCAUUUCUUACCAGCUAAUAUAUCGAGCAAAGACAACCCAGCCAUUGUUAAGUUUGAUGAUGAUGUUUAUAUUCCGACCGACGAACCACACGGGACAAUCCAAGCUAGCUUGAGCCGCUCCUGGUCCAGGAUGUAGAAGCCGCUAUGGCCUAUGAGUGGCCAGCUUGAUGCCUGAUCAAGUCUGCAUCUCCAGUUAUAAACCCAUUCCACUGUGCCUGGUCCAGCUUAUUAAGCUGGAUCUGUUAUUUAACCUUGUUUUGCAGAUCUGACUUCUAUGUAAAAACUCUAGAAAACGAAGGUAAUGAAUAAAGAUGAAGAUUUUG
Messenger RNA from Nelumbo nucifera (sacred lotus), 1313 nucleotides. RefSeq names its product uricase-2-like. Lineage: Eukaryota; Viridiplantae; Streptophyta; Magnoliopsida; Proteales; Nelumbonaceae. Gene Ontology annotation, biological process: purine nucleobase catabolic process; urate catabolic process. Gene Ontology annotation, molecular function: urate oxidase activity. The record is from RefSeq and is a predicted model, not a curated record. Gene Ontology annotation, cellular component: peroxisome.